GAUAUUAUUUUAUAUUUAAAAUAAGAAAGUAAGUUAUUGUCUCUUUAUGUCUAAAUCUAGAAUUUUUAUUUAUGUGAAGUUCAUCUGACAUUGAGCCUUCAUCACGUGAAUUCUGGUUUUAAUCUAAAAGGUUUAAGGAUUCUAACCUAAUAACUUAACCUGAAAAUGGGUCAUAAAAGAAAGGGCCGAUGUGUGAAGCGAAAUAAGCAAAUAAAUGUGGGAGAGAAGGAAGAGUUGGUGAAAGCACCUCAUUCCUUUGUAUUCCAUCGUGGGUUGCCAGGAGAUCAUAUCGUUGAUCUUACUAAAGAUUUUCGCAAAGUUAUGGAACCUUUUACAGCUUCAUCCUUGAAAAUUCGAAAGAAAAAUACUAUUAAAGACUUUGUCUCUAUCGCUAGUGUGCUGCAUGUUAGUCACAUGUGCAUAUUUACAAAAACGGAACUGGGAAUGUACCUUAAGCUUUGCAAGUUGCCUAGAGGACCUACACUUACUUUCAAGAUACAUAGUUUCUCCUUGACACGAGAUGUUAUAUCUAUGUUAAAGAAGCAGCUGGUAUAUGAGGAAGCCUUCCAAAGUUCUCCUCUAUUGGUUUUAAAUAAUUUCAGUGGGGAAGGCAUGCAACUAAAACUUAUAGCUUCUACUUUCCAGAAUAUGUUUCCAACUAUAAACUUGACUACUAUUAAUUUGAGCACAAUCCGUCGUUGUAUAUGCUUGAAUUAUAAUAUGACGUCUAAAACCAUUGACUUCAGACAUUAUGCGAUCAAAGUGGUACCUGUAGGUUUAUCAAGAGGCAUAAAAAAAUUAGUGCAAGCUAAAGUACCGAAUUUAUCUAAAUGUCAAGAUAUUUCGGAUUUUUUAACAAAACCGAUCAUGUCUGAAAGUGAAGCAGAAGAUGAUGAAAGUAGUCAUGUCAUGUUAUCACAAAAAUUGUCUUCAAGAGGAAAUCAGGUUAAUUCUAAAAGUGCGAUUAAAUUAUUCGAAUUGGGACCGAGAAUAACAUUGCAGUUAAUCAAAGUGGAGAACGGACUCCUCGAUGGUGAAGUACUUUAUCAUGAAUUUAUACAUAAAACCGAACAGGAGAAACUUGCAAUAAAGAAAAGAAGAGAAGAAAAGAAGAAAUUGAAGGAAAAAAGAAAAAGAUUUCAGGAAGAAAAUAAGAAAAAGAAAGAAGCACAAAAGCAAGAACAUAAACAGAAAUCAUUGAAAGGAAUUCAGAAGAAGAGAGAAAAUGAUAUGCUCCUACAAAAAAUUGCGAAGGAAUCUAUUGAAAAGAGUAAACUGGAGGAAGAUGACGAUGCACAGUAUUAUCGCGAAGAAGUAGGAGAAGAGCCUGAUAAAGAUUUAUUCCAAACAAAAACUGGUACAAAAAGGCCACAUAAGCACAUAAUGAGAUACAAGCCGAAGAAAGCAAAACUCGACAAAUCUUAGGGUAAUAUUAAAUAAUUGUCAAUAACUAAAAUAUCUUGGAAAUAAAAUGUUGUAUUACACGUACAAAUGUCAACACAUUUUUGCGAAACAUCCUAUUAGAUAUAUAAACGAAAGCACUAUUCAGUUCGGCCAGA
Messenger RNA from Mycetomoellerius zeteki, 1559 nucleotides. It is a transcript of the gene ppan, whose product is annotated as Brix domain-containing protein peter pan. The record is from RefSeq and is a predicted model, not a curated record. Gene Ontology annotation, biological process: rRNA processing; ribosomal large subunit assembly. The transcript is spliced from 6 exons. Gene Ontology annotation, molecular function: rRNA binding. NCBI's taxonomy places the organism in Eukaryota, Metazoa, Arthropoda, Insecta, Hymenoptera, Formicidae. Gene Ontology annotation, cellular component: preribosome, large subunit precursor. The coding region runs from base 166 to 1425 and encodes 419 amino acids.